UGAAAGAAGGCCAAGCAACAGAUCAGGACACGGAAUGCAUAUUCAACGACUUGCGGCGGGAGCGAUACAUGAUACAGCACCAAGACCUGCUGGGCAUGACAGUGACGUCAGGCAGCGUCUCACUGGCCAAGGACGAGAAGAAUCUGAUAGGCAUCAGCAUCGGAGGGGGUGCGCCGUUGUGCCCUUGUCUUUACAUUGUGCAGAUCUUCGACAACACACCGGCAUCAAGAGACGGCACGCUGCAGAGCGGCGACGAGCUGGUGGGCGUGAACGGGCAAACCGUGAAGGGCAAGACCAAGGUGGAGGUCGCCAAGAUGAUACAAGCCGCUAAGGAUGAAGUAACAAUAAACUACAACAAACUCCACGCCGAUCCUCGCCAAGGCAAGAGUUUAGACAUAAUAAUGAAGAAGAUGAAGCACCGGCUCGUCGAGAACAUGUCUUCGGGCGCGGCGGACGCGCUCGGCCUGUCGCGCGCCAUACUGUGCAACGACACUCUGGUCGCCAAGCUCAACGAGCUGAGAGAAACGGAGACCACGUAUAAGAGACUCGUCGAACAUGCGAAAAGAAUGCUGAAGGCCUACUUCGACCUCCUGCAGACGUACAAGUCACUAGGCGACAUAUUCUCGGGCAUUGGCGUACGGGAACCGCAGGCGCGCGCCUCGGAGGCCUUCUCCAAGUUCGGCCAGUACCACCGCCUGCUGGAGCGGGAUGGAAUUAAGAUGCUUAAGGCUUUGAAACCGAUUCUAGCAGACAUGGGCACGUACCUGACAAAAGCCAUUCCAGACACAAAGCUAACGAUCCGCAAGUACGCGGACACGAAGUUCGAGUACCUGUCGUACUGCCUCAAGGUGAAAGAGAUGGAUGAUGAGGAGUACGGAUACAACGCGCUGCAGGAGCCCUUGUACAGGGUGGAGACUGGCAAUUACGAAUAUAGGUUAAUCUUAAGGUGCCGCCAAGAUGCCAGGGCGCGAUUUGCGCGACUGCGCUCUGACGUUCUGGUAAAGUUAGAAUUACUGGACAACAAGAAAACACAGGACGUGGCCUACCAGUUGCGACGAUUUAUACAGGGUUUAGCCGUUUAUCACAAUGAAACUGUGGACCACUUGAAAGAAAAUGCGACUUUAUUCCCGGUAGAGGUGGACUUAUCCCAAAACGCCUUCCAGUACAAGUCCACGACACAGUUUAUCCAAGAUAGCCAAGAAGAAGACGAUAUCGAAUAUGCAAAAGAAAUUCAAGAAUAUCACGACAUAAAUGAAGAGAAAGAUGUCCCCGUGACGAACAGAAGACAGACUAAAGACAAGGAUUCAACAGAUUCCUCCCAACAUCUGCUGUCUGUUGACACCGAUUUUAAUUUUGAGACCAACAACUUUACCAAAAACGACAACUUCGACAAAUCUGACUGUGAUAAGACUGACAAUUUGACUCUUUUGACGGAACUCGGCUUGGCUGACAAUGAUUUCGGGGAGUUUCAGAAUGGGCUGAUGGACGAUUUUAUGCCCAACAAGAAUAAUGACACUGAUGACGUGUUUGACAAGUUAUUGAGUGAAUUGAAUAUAGGAAAGUAACUUUUAGUGGAUUUUAUUAAAAUUUGAUUUAGCAUAUUAUAAUAAACUCAUACGUAUAUUAAUGUUAA
This is a messenger RNA of Cydia strobilella, 1633 nucleotides long. RefSeq names its product PRKCA-binding protein (gene PICK1). Gene Ontology annotation, cellular component: postsynaptic early endosome; neuron projection; postsynaptic density. The transcript has 9 exons. The record is from RefSeq and is a predicted model, not a curated record. Bases 69 to 1565 code for a protein of 498 amino acids. NCBI's taxonomy places the organism in Eukaryota, Metazoa, Arthropoda, Insecta, Lepidoptera, Tortricidae. Gene Ontology annotation, molecular function: protein domain specific binding; protein kinase C binding; phospholipid binding. Gene Ontology annotation, biological process: regulation of Arp2/3 complex-mediated actin nucleation; receptor clustering; intracellular protein transport.